Molecule: messenger RNA, 1718 nt
Organism: Plectropomus leopardus (leopard coralgrouper)
Lineage: Eukaryota; Metazoa; Chordata; Actinopteri; Perciformes; Serranidae
Source: RefSeq, a predicted model, not a curated record
GAGGCUUUAUGUGGACAAAGCGCCAGCUGUGUUCUACCUCUGCAAGUGGUUAUUGAGGACCCGCUACAGUUGCACCGAAUAGAGGUUGAAAUACGAGAUAUGAAUGACAAUUCUCCGAGUUUCCUUUCAAAUGAGUUGUCUUUAAAAAUAGCAGAACUAGCAUUAGUUGGCACGCGCUUUCUUUUGGAGAGCGCAACAGACCCCGACGUUGGAAGCAAUUCACUCAAAUCAUAUACUCUGAGUAAAAAUGAGUGUUGUUCCCUUAAAAUAAAAGAAAUAGAGGGUGGUAAGACCGUCCCAGAACUUGUUUUGGAAAAGCCUCUCGAUCGAGAGAAAAAAGCUGUUCACAAAAUAUUACUGACAGCAUUAGAUGGCGGGAGUCCAGUAAGAUCCGGAACCUCACAAAUUACAAUAAAUGUGCUUGAUACAAAUGAUAACUUUCCUGUUUUUGAGAAAAAUAUUUACAAAGUAACCCUAUGUGAAAAAAGUUUGAAGGGGGCUAUUGUUAUCAAGCCCAAAGCCACGGAUGCAGAUGAAGGUUUAAAUGGUGAGAUUGAAUUCUCAUUUGGCUCUCGGACACCAGAUUAUGUAUUGUCAAUCUUCGAUAUCAACCCCUUAACAGGUGAGAUAACCCUGAAGGGUGACUUAGACUAUGAAACUACUAAGUCUUAUGACAUUGACGUAAUUGCAAAAGAUAAAGGCAGCCCUGAAAUGGAGGGCCACUGUCGCGUGCAAGUUGAUAUAACUGAUUUCAAUGAUAAUGCUCCAGAAAUUGUUUUCACUUCUCAGCCAAAGCCAGUGCGCGAAGAUGCGCCAAGUGGCACCGUAGUUGCACUGAUCAGUGCGCGAGACCUUGACUCUGGUGAUAACGGUAAAGUGACGUUAGAGCUCACCAAAGGUUCUCCUUUUAAUCUGAAACCGUCCUUUUCUAAUAAUUAUGCACUGGUUACCAGUGCUGUUUUAGAUCGAGAGAAUUUCUCAGAAUAUAAUGUUGAGAUAACAGCCACUGAUUCAGGUUCUCCUCCUCUGUCCAGUAAGAAAAGUAUACCUGUCAGCAUCACUGAUGUGAAUGAUAACCCUCCUAUAUUCACUCAGCCCUCCUAUAAUGUGUAUUUAAAAGAGAAUGGGGUCCCAGGCUCUAUACUGUACUCAGUAUCAGCGUCUGACCUGGAUUUUGGUGAAAACGCUAAAAUCUCUUACUCUAUACUGGACUCUAAAGUGCAGGACGUUUCCGUCUCCUCUUAUGUUUACAUUAACUCAGAUAACGGCAGCAUCUACAGCAUGCACUCGUUUGACUAUGAGAAACUGAAGGUAUUUCAGAUCCAGGUUCAGGCAAAGGAUCAGGGCUCUCCGUCUCUCAGCAGCAACGCCACUGUCCAUGUUUUUGUCCUGGACCAAAACGACAACGCCCCCGCUGUUAUUUACCCCUCCUCCGCCAUGGGCUCCCUCUCUCAUCAGAGGAUGCCCCGCUCCGCUAAAGCGGGUCACCUGGUUACCAAGGUGACGGCCGUGGACGCUGACUCGGGCCAUAACGCCUGGAUCUCCUACAAAGUGGCGGAGGCUACAGACGCCUCUCUGUUCACUGUCAAUCUGUACACAGGGGAGGUGAGGACUAAACGCGCUGUGUCCGAGCAGGACGACUCCUCUCAGAGACUUCUUAUAGAGAUCAGGGACGACGGGGAACCGGUCCAGUCCUCCACUGUCACGGUGUCCAUCCU